GGUCAAUCAUAACGCUCACAAACAUGGGCUGAAGAAGUCUCAAGAAUCUGUGGAUAACCAUUUGAAAAGCUUACAACAUGUUUCAGGGAAAUUAGACCAAAAUUUUAGCUCCCAGAACGACGAAAUUUCAAGGCUUAGAUACAACAUUGGCGAAGUCAGUUCCCAAAUUGAGAAAUAUAAGGACAUUAUUGGGAUAGAUUCAGAAUCCGAGAUUGAAAUCGAAAAUAAAUCCUUAAUCACAAGAGUUUCUAACCUUGAAAAUCUGAUGGAGGAUAUUUAAUAGAGUUAAUAGAUCAAGAAUCCUUCCUAAAUGUAGUAAAUUCAAGCCUGAGAGGAACUCUAUGAGACAUCCUUUGAGAGGAAAUCUUAGAAGAAAGGUCAGAUCAUCCUUCAACAAGCUUACCAAGAUUGAUGAUAAAACUUCUUUGUCAGGAGAUGAUAACGAAAUCUCUGUGCCAGACUCUAGCGUAACACAAGAAUCUAACAUCAUGGAUUUACAUCAGAUGGAUUUUAAGAAAAAUAAUAAAGAUAGGAAAAGGCUUGUUGAGAAUUACAAAAUGAGUCGCUCAAAAGUGAAUAAGCUACAAGAGCCUAAUAAGAUAAGUAAGAGUCAGGAUCUGAAGCAGCAGCAGGUCCAUCACCACCGGCAGCUUGGCUGACGAAGCCCUGAGCCGAGCUAUAACUGGGGUAAUGAUCUUUGGACAAAUAAAACCAAGCAUUUCUUUCAAAAUAGUUCAAAAAUGUUCAGGUCAAAGGACACUUUUGAGAAGAUUGAUCUGAUCUCCCAGAAAUAUGGGCUACCUGAGAAUAAGCCUGUGUUGAUUCCUAAGAAAAAGAUCACUACUAAGGACCUUCUUUCGGCAUCUCAUCACAAGACACAGAUUGACUUGCUCAAAGGAGCAGGGGUGAAGUUUGAGCCUCUGGAUCAGGAUGGGACAUUUCAGAUGUAUGGAAAGACUAGGCUGAGAAAUGUAAUGCAAAAUCUAGGGAAGAACCUUUACUAAUCAAGUAAAUACCUA
This is a messenger RNA of Moneuplotes crassus, 1019 nucleotides long. The record is from the annotation of a GenBank genome assembly. Lineage: Eukaryota; Ciliophora; Spirotrichea; Euplotida; Euplotidae.